AUGGCCUUAGUAUUAUAUCUGUUCUUGGGUCUUCUUCUAAGUUCAUCAUGUGAGGCCUACAAAGCGCUGGUGGUUUUUGGAAUGCCAUCAAAUAGCCAUUUCAAUCUUGGUAAAGGAAUUGUCAGAAAUCUGUUAAAAGAUGGAAAUGAGGUAACAUUCAUCACUCCUGUCGAAUGGAAGAACCCACCACCGAAUCUCCGGCAGAUCGACGUGAGUAACAAUUUUAACGUCAUGCCAUCGUACCUACUAAAUAUAAAGCAUUUAAUGGAAGCCCCUACGCCGACUGGCCAUCGUAAGUCUGUAAAGACGAGGUUGAUAAACCUGGCGAAGACAACGAUGGAAUAUGAAAAUGUACAGAGACUGUUGAAUGAUACCAAUGAGCACUUUGAUGUCGUCAUCGUUGAGCAUAUGUAUUCAGACCUUGGUGCAGGCUAUGCUGCAAUAUUCGACUGUCCUCUAAUCUGGUUGAGUCCUGUAGAAGUGCACUCACUGUCUAUUGGAUUGGUCGAUGUUUUACCAAACCCAGCUUAUACAUCAGAUGUUCUGUCACCAUAUACGCCACCAUUUACUUUCUUGGAGAGACUGGAAGAGCUAUGGAUAAGAAUAUAUGAUACAUUCUACGACUAUAUGGUUUAUGAACCAAUGGAGGCAGCAGAAUAUGAGAGAUUAAUUGUACCUCAAAUCGAAAAGAGAGGUCGGCAAGCCCCACCAUAUAGUGAAGUCCGGAACAACGUAUCUCUAGUGCUGGGUAAUUCACACGUGUCUACAGGUGUGUCUCUUGCCUUACCACAGAACUACAAGCCUAUCGGAGGCUACCACAUUGACGAAGAAAUUAAACCACUACCUGAGAACUUGGAAAAGAUAAUGAUGAACUCCAAAAACGGAGUCAUAUACUUCAGCAUGGGAUCCAACUUGAAGGGCAAGGACUGGCCAGAACAAAUCAAACGUGAUCUCCUUAAAUUAUUCGGAGAACUAAAACAAACGGUGAUCUGGAAAUUUGAAGAAGAAUUGGCCAAUACAUUACUAGAGAAAGCGCAGUCACGGGCGCAUUAA
Messenger RNA from Spodoptera frugiperda (fall armyworm), 1053 nucleotides. Its product is annotated as UDP-glucosyltransferase 2. Lineage: Eukaryota; Metazoa; Arthropoda; Insecta; Lepidoptera; Noctuidae. The coding region runs from base 1 to 1053 and encodes 350 amino acids. The record is from RefSeq and is a predicted model, not a curated record. The transcript has 7 exons. Gene Ontology annotation, molecular function: UDP-glycosyltransferase activity.